AUGUACGCAUUGAAUGCCGUGGACGCAUUCCACAUAUCUGAAUCGAAAGAUACCUACGUUUACGACAUUGUUCCUCUUGCAGCCGGCCUCGCAGCAAUCUCCUCCGACGACAGCCUUCGGCUGCUUGAUCCGCUGACUUUGAGCGGCGCACCUAUAAAUUCGAUCCGGCGAGUCAACACAGAGGUUACUUGUUUGAAAGCUAUCAACAAUACGACGGAACGAGGUGCGUUGCUUGUCUGUACUGCAGGGAGGGAUGGAAGGGUCUGCUUGCUAGAUCCUAGGACUGCGGUCAAAAUCGGCGAGGUUAGAACCGAGCAGAAUGCUCCGGUUUUAUCUUUGGCAUUCUCACAUCCGUACGCUCUCGCGGCGGGAACAGAGUUGACCAAUCAUCAAGCUUCUAUUCUGAUAUGGGACAUGCGAAAUUUUGGCGACCCAGUUGUACAGUAUAUUGAGAGUCAUAGUGACGAUGUCACUGAACUCCAAUUCCAUCCCUCUCGGCCUCAAAUCCUGCUCUCAGGCUCAACGGAUGGCUUGGUGAAUAUUUACAAUACUACCAUCAUGGACGAGGAAGAAGCACUGCACCAGACCAUCAACCAUGGUGCAUCAAUCCACCACUCUAAUUUCCUCAGUGACGUUGACAUCUUUGCUCUGUCUCACGAUGAGAAGUUUUCCAUGUAUGAAUUGGUGAGAAAUCCUGAAGAAGGGGUUGAGGAACCUGCCCCAACUCACUUUGGAGAUAUGAGAGAGAAACUGGGAGGGGAAUACGUUGCAAAUGUUCUGAGGAGGCCGGAUGGUGGCUCAGUUAUUGGCGUCGGAACCCACAGCCGAGAAAAUUUCGAUUUGAUCCAAUUCAAGAAUAAUCCCCCUUGGUCUUUUGCGCUGGACUCAAAGGUCUCUCUGAGAGGCGCCCAUGGAUCUGAGAUCGUACGGUCUUUUUGCUUUUUAGAUUCUCAUCAAACUGUGUUGACUUGUGGAGAGGAUGGGCAGAUCAAAGCUUGGAGAGGGAAUUGA
Molecule: messenger RNA, 1011 nt
Organism: Hyaloscypha bicolor E
Lineage: Eukaryota; Fungi; Ascomycota; Leotiomycetes; Helotiales; Hyaloscyphaceae
Product: WD repeat-containing protein-like protein 89
Exons: 6
Coding region: 1-1011 (336 amino acids)
Molecular function (GO): protein binding
Source: RefSeq, a predicted model, not a curated record